UUAUCAUAACAGAAUGGCAAUGUGUGAAGAAGAAGUGAAGAUCAGAGCUGAAUUGGAGAAGGAAAUUGAGAAGGAUUUGGAAGAAGAAAUGAAGGAAAAUAUAUCUCGGCUUACUCGCAAGCUUGCACAGCUCCAUGCCCACCAGGAAUCCCAAACAGAAGUAUUUCAUACGACUGGUAAAUCGGCAAAUACCCUUUUGAACAGAGACCGAACAGAGUGCCCUGCUGUUAAGCAUUUGAAGAGACCGGCUAAAAUCGCAGACAGAAAAGAUUCGGAAAAGAAAUUCAAGAGAUUAAAUUUGGACAAAGAUUUUGAUUGGGUGAGGUCUCUCAGAUCAGGAUCGCCAAGCCGCCAUGAAUUCAAGGCCAAUUACACCAUUGCAGCACCGGAAAGAGCCCGAAAAUGUCGAUCUGUCAUGGCAACCAGAGGACGAGAAAUGUCUGGUUCAUGCAAUCAGCCUCCUUUUAGAGGCCGCCAUGAAAGUAAGAGCUGGGUUUUCAACGAAGAUGUGAAGGCAAUUCCUGUGCCUUUCAAAGGAAAGGGGAAAUUGAAUGCAAAGGCCAUUCCAUAGGAAGAUUGAACUGGAUGGAGCGUAAAGAAGAAAUAUGUUCAACUCAUUUUGAAACACCAUCUCAAUGUCUA
Molecule: messenger RNA, 642 nt
Organism: Cryptomeria japonica (Japanese cedar)
Lineage: Eukaryota; Viridiplantae; Streptophyta; Pinopsida; Cupressales; Cupressaceae
Exons: 1
Coding region: 14-571 (185 amino acids)
Source: RefSeq, a predicted model, not a curated record